Molecule: messenger RNA, 4524 nt
Organism: Myripristis murdjan (pinecone soldierfish)
Lineage: Eukaryota; Metazoa; Chordata; Actinopteri; Holocentriformes; Holocentridae
Product: mitochondrial import inner membrane translocase subunit tim16-like
Exons: 28
Coding region: 133-2919 (928 amino acids)
Biological process (GO): protein import into mitochondrial matrix
Cellular component (GO): TIM23 mitochondrial import inner membrane translocase complex
Molecular function (GO): protein binding
Source: RefSeq, a predicted model, not a curated record
GCCAGGGAAACAAAGCGAGCGGUCCCCCUCCGUGGCCAGUGUCAGAGCUGUCAGCUGUAGCAACCCUCAGCGAGUACCAACCAGCUCGACAGAGACACCCGGAAGGCACCAAAGUGAAUUGAAGAGGGCAGCAUGAAUCGUUUUAAGACCUCGAAAUUCAAAAACACCACUCCAACAAUUGCCAAGAAAGAUGGCUGGAUCAACAAUGUCCGUGCUGGCUCCUUCUCAUGCCAGGGGAACCACAUCAAAGUGAGCUCCAAGCUGGUGGCCUUCAACACUGAACAGGCUGGUGGAGGAAUGCUGGGCCUGUCUUCGGUCAAACCUGGCUCAGACGGCAAAUGGACAGUCACUCAGAUUUCCUGUCAUGCUGAUGUUGUGACUGAUCUGGACUUUUCUCCUUUUGAUGAUCGUCUCCUGGCAACAUGCUCUGCAGAUGAAACGAUGAAGCUGUGGCGUGUAUGCGAUCCAGAGCAGGAGCAGCCCAGCGAGGCGGAGCUGACCCUGAGUCCAGGUCAGGGCAGGCUGGAGCUGGUCCUCUUCCACCCCACCUCCUCUGGGUUGCUGGCUCUGGGCGCCAACAAGUGCCCCCUGAUUUGGGACACGAGCCGCCAGGAUGCACCACUAGCAGUUCUGGAGCAGCAUGGUGACCAGCUGCAGAGUCUGAGCUGGAAGCAGGAUGGGUCCCUGCUGGCUUCCUCUUGCAAGGACAAGAUGCUGCGAGUGUUUGACCCCAGAGCUCAGCUGACACCUGUUCAGAGUGCCAAGAGUUUUCAGAACAACAAAGACUCUCGUGUCCUCUGGGCCAAAGAUGACCAUUUACUGACCACCGGCUUUGACAUGAUGCGUAGUCGGGAGGUGAGGCUGUGGGACCACAGGAAGCUGAACUCCUCUGUCGGCUCUGUGUCACUCGGCACUUCCAGUGGGACUCUGAUGCCUCUGUUUGAUGCAGAUACUGGUCUGCUCAUGGUGACUGGCAUGGGAGACACUGGGAUUGACUGCUUUGAGGUCACCGCCCACGAGCCAUUCCUCUCUCAAGUGAGCCACUGCAUGACGGACACCUCAACACGAGGUGUUGCCAUGGUGCCAAAGCUGGCACUGGAUGUCAUGUCCUGUGAAGUGGUGCGUGUGCUUCAGCUGACAGACAGCUGCAUCGUACCCAUCAGUUAUCAGGUCCCUCGCAAGCAAUCAGGCCAGGAGUUCCACGCAGACCUUUAUCCGGACACAGUGGGCACGACCCCGGCCAUGUCUGCUGAGGAGUGGUGGAAGGGAGGGAACAAGCAGGUGGAGAGAGUCAGCCUCCACCCAGACAAACAGCCCAAACCCAAGGCUGCCAGUCAGGCGCCUGCCAAGCGGGAUCUGCCCAGUGGUGGGAGCAAGGAGGAGUCGACACGUGGCUGCUCCACCUCCAGCAGUCCGCUGAGCACGGCCAGCAGUAGUGCUGCUCCGUCCCGCUCUCCCUCCACCACCUCUGGCCUCUCCUCAGGCUUCCUUCCCAGCCCCAGUCCCAGCCAGAGCAUCAAGACUCUGCACAACUUGAUGGGGCCCAGUUCAAAGUUCCGCCACAUCCAGGGGGCGGUGAUGCACAAAGACACCCACAUCACAAACCUGCGUGGCCUCAACCUCACCACACCCGGCGAGUGUGACGGCUUCUGCGCCAACGCCCGCCGCGUGGCAGUGCCCCUCGCCAUCGCUGGAGGCCAGAUUGCUGUGUUUGAGCUCUCGCAGCCUGGCAAGCUGCCAGACACAGCACUGCCAACCAUCCAGAACUCAGUUAAUGUGGCUGACUUCUGCUGGGACCCCUUUGACACACACCGGCUGGCUGUGGCUGGUGACGAUGCCAAGAUCCGGUUGUGGCAGGUACCAGAGGGAGGGCUGACAGAGACCCUGACUGAGCCUGAACUCAUCGUACAGGGCCACACCGAGAAGAUCUACUCCAUUAAGUUCCACCCUCUAGCCAGCGAUUUGCUAGUGUCUUCAUCCUACGACCUGACGGUUCGGCUCUGGGACCUGGAGAAGGGAGAGCAGGUCAAGGUCCUCACUGGACACCAGGACCAGGUUUUUGGAAUGGCGUGGAGUCCAGAUGGCAAGUUGCUGGCCACAGUGUGCAAAGAUGGGAAAGUUCGUAUCUAUGACCCUCGCAAGUCUGCGGAGCCCGUGCAGGAGGGUCCUGGACCUGAAGGCCACAGGGGGGCCCGUGUGGUGUGGGUGUGUGACGGAAAGUACCUCUUGGUGUCGGGAUUUGACAGUCGCAGUGAGAGAGAGCUCUACCUGUUCUCCGCUGAGUCCCUGUCCUCCGGGACCAUAGCCGUCGCCCCGGCAGACGUCUCCCCCUCCACACUGAUCCCCUUUUACGACCCUGACACCAGCGUGGUCAUCCUCACUGGAAAGGGCGACACGCGCGUCUACAUCUUUGAGAUAAUGCCAGAGGCUCCGUACUUUUUGGAGUGCAGCAGCUUCAACUCACCUGAGCCACAUAAGGGCCUGGCCUUCCUGCCUAAGACUGAGUGCAGUGUGCGGGAGGUGGAGGUAGCUCGGGCUCUGAUGCUCAGCAAGACGAGCAUUGAACCUGUGGCCUUCACAGUGCCCCGGGUCAAGAAAGAGUUUUUCCAGGACGAUGUGUAUCCCGACACGGCGGUGUGGUGGGAGCCGGCGCUGACCGCCUCCGCCUGGCUCUCUGGCUCCAACGGCCAACACAGAAGGAUCAGCCUGAAGCCUAAAGACAUGACACCAGUGAGUGAGGCCCCCAAAGAGGCUCCAGUCAGGAAGUACUUGCCCUCUGCUGUCUACCUGGAGGAGAAGACUGAUGAGCAGAAGAAAGAGGAGCUGCUGAGUGCCAUGGUGGCCAAGCUAGGGAACCUGGACGACCCGCUGCCACAGGACUCCUUCGAGGGUGUGGACGACGACGAGUGGGACGACUAGAGGCAGACGUCGCCCUGCCCUCGGCUCGGCCUCGGUGCAAGCAGCAGAGAGAGAGAGAGAGAGAGAGAGGGGGACCUGCUCCAGUCUGACGUUGCCAUUCCUGCGUGCUACGGUGCCAGAGUCAUCCCUUAAAUUACAGCAGCCGACAUCUCAGCCUAUCGACCUUACACCCUCCUCGCACAUGUCAAGAAAUACUGUAUGACGUGACGCUUCAGCAAAAGUGUAAAUAACCAACAACAGCAUUCUCAAAACUGUAAUGCAGAUUCCAGUGUAAAUCCGACAGUGGCGUUUUCAAACAUUCCAAGGUUUUCCUAACAAAAUUGGUUGUCUGUGUGCAUGUUACCUCCGAAAUAUCCAGCACAGUUGUGAUCACAGAGCCGCUGCUCUCCUCUGCAGUGGCCGGCCAGGCGAACACGCUCGGUCACCGUCUGUCUUUGGAAAUGUGAUGUGGCAAAAAAGAGAAACUCUUCAUGGUCUUGUGAACAAGUGAACACCAUGCAUUUGGGAAAACAGUAUCCCUUGUCUUCCAGUUUGGUCACCCCGUCCGACCAAUUACAAAGGGCACACACACACACACACACACACAAACACACACAAAUGCACAUGCCAACACGUCAGUCACUUCAGCCACUGCAGCUGUGCAUCACACUGAUUGUAUACCUCCAGCGACUUAGGGAUGCAUGUGUGAUUUUACUGUAAUGUGUCCAAGCUCACACGCCUCCAGCAGCAAAAACCACUCAGAGGAAACAACAGGGUCACCAACGUUCAUGUUUCACCAUGAACCGGACUUUCUAUCGACAGGGACGCCUUUUUAUUUCUCUGGCCAGUGUUAUGAAAUGCCAUUUUAACGCCAUUCUCUGUUUAUGUAUUUGCACCAGUCAGUUCGAGGUGAAUGUUUUGCUAUUUGGGAAAUAAGUAGGUGGUGAAAAUAGCAUUUUAUUUUAAUGCACCAGAAGCCAAACCACCUCCUCAUGGAGUUUUAGAGACACCUGUAUCUGCUUUAGGAGUAUAACUGUCUCUUUCUUACUUCUUUCUUGCUUCCUUUUCAUUCUUAUCAUUCUCUCAUUUCUCUGUACGCAGCACAAUUUAACUUUUUAUCUCUACAUCAGCAUCAGUUCUCAGACUGUUUCGAGCAUUCCUCACUUAUAGAGCUAAUUUUCUUAUUUGAUAUCAAAGGUAUGUAAUCAUGGUGUUAAUUUGACAGUAUCAGUACAGUAUUAAUGAAUUACAGUGCAUUCAUUAACAGCCAUCGUAAUUUCUAAUCAGGGCUACAGCACAAUGCAAUAUUGUCAGUGAUCCAGGCUUGAACCCACUGUGUUGUUUACAACCACUGAUCAACUGGAAUGAGGCGACUCAGCCACGCAUGGUAGAGCACAUCAUGUAAUACACACGAGCUGUAGUGUUAGUGUAUGUGUGGUGUAUUUGUGCUUGUGAUUCUCAAAGGUGUACUUUGUAUUUUCUGGGAUAUUAACUUGCCUUCCAUUGUGUAAGAAAACUUCUUUUUUAUACAUUGAGUAAAGCAUUGUUUUCUCUGGCUUACUUGAGUAAUGGUUUGUGGAUUUUUUUUUUUCAUUGUUGCCUCGCAAUAAACACUUUUUGAACCUA